CUUCUGUGUCCCGCCUUCCGCAUGAGGGCACACCCCACAGAGGCUGCCUGAAGUCUUAUGAACAGCAUACAAGGUGUUGCAAAACCCUCGGUGACAGUACCAGGAACGCCGAGUAGCGGAACGAAUUCGGAAACUUUCAUCAUGAUUAUCGGCGGUGGGGUUUCAAAAUAUCUCUUACUUGCGGCGGUGGCACUCACGGCCUAUGUGUGGAGGGACACGUUUGAUGCAGAGUCAGUUCGGGGUGCCAGGGUGUUGGUGACUGGUGCCAGUACGGGCAUCGGGGAACAGGUGGCGUACCAUUAUGCCAGGAUGGGAGCCCAGAUUGUCAUCACUGCCAGAAGAGAACAGUCCCUGCAGACGGUGGCAGACAAAUGCAUGCAGCUGGGUGCCCAGAAGGCCCUGUACGUGACAGGGGACAUGUCUGUGCCUUCUGACCCUGAGAGGGUUCUCCACGAUGCCGUCAACCUGCUGGGAGGGCUGGACUUCCUGGUUCUGAACCACAUCGGGAACACACCGUUCAGCCUCUGGGAUGGAGAUAGCAACCACGUCCGCACGGUGAUGCAGGUGAACUUUGUCAGUUACGUGAGCAUGGCGGCCGCAGCUCUGCCCGUUCUGGAGCAGAGCUCAGGCUGCCUGGUGGUGGUGUCCUCUCUGCUGGGUAAGAUGGCCACCCCCUUCAUGGCGCCCUACUCUGCCACCAAGUUUGCUCUGAACGGCUUCUUCGGUACCCUGCAGCAUGAGCUGGCCAUGCAGCGCAGCAAAGCCUCCCUCACCAUCAGCAUCCUGGGCCUCAUCGACACCGACUCGGCCAUGGAGAAAGUCAGAGGACACACCAACAUGACAGCCUACCCUGCCAGUGACGCGGCGCUGCACCUGAUCAAGGCCGGGGCCACUCGCCAGACAGAGUCCUACUACCCGGCCUACACCUACCUGGCCUGCAUGACCCGGGACUGGUUCCCCUACUUCAGAGACCUGGUCAUCCAGAACUCCUACACCUACUGACGGAGACGCCUGAGAAACAGCUGGCUGGCUGGUUUACUGACUGGUCGUCCGGUUAGCUGACUGACUGGCUGGUUUACUGACUGGUCGUCUGGUUAGCUGACUGACUGGUUGGCUUGCUGACUGACUUGUUGGUUUACUGACUGGUUAUAUGGUUGGUUUUGCUGGCUGUUCUUUUGACUGGCUAUCUGACUGGUUAACUAAUGGACUGACUAGAUGACGGACUGGUUUACUGGCUGGCUGACUGGGUGGCUAGCUGUGUGAUUGGCUGACUGAGUCACCUGGUUGCAGGAUGGGGACUGUGAGGCAGUCGUGUCACCCUGAGUGAAAUGAUUUGUCUGACUGUGUUGAUUUCAGUUCUGAUGCAGUGGUGCCCUUUGCACUGCCGCGGCCUGCAAGUACAGGGUAAGGGUGGGAUCUUCAGCAGCAGAGAUAUCUGACCACCGCUCCCUGCCUCUUGAACUCUGAGAAGGGACUCCAAAGGUUGUCCUUUAUCUCCAGAAUCAUGUAUUUCUCCCAGUUCAGUCCACUGACAGAAUCAUACUCAUGGGAUUUAGAGCACAGGUACACUUCUUCAGUCUCUCAGGAAUCAAACAGAACACUGGAGGCUUUUCCGGAACAAACGGUUAUUCCGGAACACACUGUACACUACUACACUCUUUUGGUACCUCACGAUUCGAUUCUUGGGGUCACUAAUUCACAUUUGAAUCGC
Osmerus eperlanus (European smelt) is the source of this 1711-nucleotide messenger RNA. RefSeq names its product hydroxysteroid 11-beta-dehydrogenase 1-like protein. The transcript has 8 exons. Gene Ontology annotation, molecular function: oxidoreductase activity. Lineage: Eukaryota; Metazoa; Chordata; Actinopteri; Osmeriformes; Osmeridae. The record is from RefSeq and is a predicted model, not a curated record. Gene Ontology annotation, cellular component: intracellular membrane-bounded organelle. Bases 58 to 1002 code for a protein of 314 amino acids.